GUUAAGGCAAAAGACCUGCAAAACUCUCUUUUGAUUUGGAAAGAAUACGAGAUUGCUGGCCUUCCUUAUAAUGUUUUCAAUUUCCUAAGAAUGUAUCAGGCGCUUUUGGCUUGCGGAGAUCACAAGUCAGCAGAGGCAAUGCGAACUAAAAUUCCUAAAGACGAUCCAGAUGUACGGGAUGUCAUCAGAGCAUUCCAAGUGACUUACCCCAAGUCAAAAACACCUGCAAAGCCCAACAAGCGGCCGCAGCAGCAAGAGAACAAGUAAAACUGAAAGCAAAACACUAACUUGAACAGAAUAGGAUUCAACAUUCUUUGUCCUAGAGAAAUCCUCCAGGCAUUUUUUCUUGUAUUCUUCCUGUUAGCAUUUUCAUUUUGUGUUUCUGUAGCUGCUGCUUUUUCUUACCCUCCCUCUCUCACUAAAACGUUAGUGAUUGGCAACUUUGCUAAGCAGCAUGGAAAACCAAAAGGGUUGAUGAUGCUGUGGAGCAUUGAAUGAUAUCUUUAAACGUAUCGUCAUAUUAAAGACUCUUCUAUAUAUAGUUGUAUCAAAGAAAAAUGAAAAAUGAUACUUCUU
Molecule: messenger RNA, 576 nt
Organism: Rubroshorea leprosula
Lineage: Eukaryota; Viridiplantae; Streptophyta; Magnoliopsida; Malvales; Dipterocarpaceae
Source: the annotation of a GenBank genome assembly